Molecule: messenger RNA, 537 nt
Organism: Grosmannia clavigera kw1407
Lineage: Eukaryota; Fungi; Ascomycota; Sordariomycetes; Ophiostomatales; Ophiostomataceae
Exons: 2
Coding region: 1-537 (178 amino acids)
Source: RefSeq, a predicted model, not a curated record
AUGCGCAGAUUCUCCAAAGCCCGAACGCAGAGUUGGUCCACCGCAAGCAUCAACGCCAUGGAAUCAGCACCUCGAACCCCGACCAAGCCCCAAUCACGGGGCUAUUACACCGGCUUUCCGGAGCCAUUUUGCGGCACUGGAAAUACGACGCUGCGUCACCCCGACGCCGAUACUUCGCCCAAUGCAUCCAUAGGUUCCGGCGAUAUCGACGUCAACAGGGUCUUUGUCCGGACCCGGCGAAACUUUCUCAGCCGGCACAAACACACGUCCAAUCACGGCAAGAUAUCCGCCUCCGACGCCGAGAAGUCCACGCUAUAUAGCAACAUUCAUGCACUUACCAAAUCACGCUCGAUUCGGUCCUUCCAGCACGGGAGCGAUGACGAGAGCAGCCGCUCGUCAUCAUCUGCCCACAGCAAUGCCGCCUUUCCAGCCAUCGUCGUUACCCCGGAAAACAACGACAAGCCUCUGCCGCCCACGGCAUCUGUCGCUAGUCACGGGAGCGGAAUGCUGCGCAAAAUGAAGGCCCACAACCAAUAA